Messenger RNA from Acyrthosiphon pisum (pea aphid), 535 nucleotides. Its product is annotated as histone H3. Bases 77 to 487 code for a protein of 136 amino acids. The transcript has a single exon. Gene Ontology annotation, cellular component: nucleosome. The record is from RefSeq and is a predicted model, not a curated record. NCBI's taxonomy places the organism in Eukaryota, Metazoa, Arthropoda, Insecta, Hemiptera, Aphididae. Gene Ontology annotation, molecular function: DNA binding; protein heterodimerization activity; structural constituent of chromatin.
UGUUCGUCGAACCGCAUCAUUCGUUCAAUAGCCACGUUUUGCAGUCCAACUCUGAAUAAUCUAAUCCAGCAGCGCAAUGGCACGUACCAAGCAGACGGCUCGUAAAUCUACUGGCGGAAAGGCGCCCAGGAAACAGUUGGCCACCAAAGCCGCACGGAAGAGCGCACCCGCUACCGGAGGAGUGAAGAAACCACAUCGUUACCGUCCUGGAACCGUCGCUCUCCGUGAGAUCCGUCGUUACCAGAAGAGCACGGAACUGUUGAUCCGCAAAUUGCCGUUCCAGCGUCUGGUACGUGAGAUCGCCCAGGAUUUCAAGACUGACCUGCGUUUCCAGAGCUCCGCCGUCAUGGCGUUGCAAGAAGCUAGCGAGGCCUACCUAGUCGGUCUGUUCGAAGACACCAACCUGUGCGCCAUUCACGCCAAGCGUGUCACGAUCAUGCCAAAAGACAUCCAAUUGGCUCGUCGUAUUCGUGGAGAACGUGCUUAGGACUGAUGUUUUUAUCAUUAUUAUCCCCUUAAAAAGGCCCUUUUCAGG